Cylicocyclus nassatus is the source of this 602-nucleotide messenger RNA. Lineage: Eukaryota; Metazoa; Nematoda; Chromadorea; Rhabditida; Strongylidae. The record is from the annotation of a GenBank genome assembly.
UUUGCAGAAAAUGACAUCAGUUGGUGUGCCCAUCAAAAUUUUGCACGAAGCCGAAGGACAUGUCGUGACUCUAGAAACCGUCACAGGUGAGGUAUAUCGCGGUAAGUUGUUGGAAGCUGAGGACAACAUGAAUUGUCAAAUGGCUGAAGUAUGUGUCACAUUCCGAGAUGGUCGAACCCAUCAGCUUGAUAACGUUUUUGUGCGAGGAAAUAAGAUCCGUUUUAUGAUAUUACCGGAUAUGCUCAAGAAUGCUCCUAUGUUCAAAAAUAUUGGUCGAGCUCAAAAGGGUGCUAUUGGUAUGGGUAUGGGAGGCGAUCCAAGAGGAGGUCGUGGCGGCCGAGGAACAUCGUUCCGUGCAAGGGGCGCUGGAAUGGCUCGAGGCGCUGUUCGUGGCGCAGUCCGUGGAGGUCCGGCAGGUUUCCGAGGGUAGCGAAUCUUACCGCUGGAUGUCAUCUGAGUUAUUUCCAUCCGUUGUGUUUUCAAUUACGUCGUUAUAUGAGUUGAGUUGUUGUCGGCGAUCUCUAAGCUGUCGUUAUUGUAUUUUUCUCUGUAAAAUAUCUUAUGUUGUUCAUGUUAUGCGGAGGAAUUAAAUAUUGCCUAAC